This is a messenger RNA of Sclerotinia sclerotiorum 1980 UF-70, 1239 nucleotides long. RefSeq names its product argininosuccinate synthetase. The transcript has 5 exons. Gene Ontology annotation, biological process: L-arginine biosynthetic process; urea cycle. Gene Ontology annotation, cellular component: cytoplasm. Bases 1 to 1239 code for a protein of 412 amino acids. NCBI's taxonomy places the organism in Eukaryota, Fungi, Ascomycota, Leotiomycetes, Helotiales, Sclerotiniaceae. The record is from RefSeq and is a predicted model, not a curated record. Gene Ontology annotation, molecular function: ATP binding; argininosuccinate synthase activity.
AUGGCAAAGGAUAAGGUCUGUCUCGCCUACAGUGGUGGUUUGGAUACCAGCUGUAUCUUAGCUUGGUUGAUUGAGAAGGGAUAUGAUGUCGUCUGCUUCAUGGCCGAUGUUGGUCAAGAGGAGGACUUUGAAGCUGCCAAGGCCAAGGCUUUGAAGAUUGGAGCUGUUGCAUGCUACGUUGAGGAUUUAAAGAGAGAAUUCGUCGAUGAGCUUUGCUUCCCUGCCGUUCAAUGUAACGCCAUCUACGAGAACGUAUACUUGUUGGGUACAUCUCUUGCUCGUCCAGUUAUUGCUCGCGCACAAAUCGACGUCGCCCAAAAGGAAGGAUGUAUUGCCGUAUCUCACGGUUGUACUGGAAAGGGUAACGACCAAGUUCGAUUCGAGCUCGCAUUCUAUGCUCUCCAACCAACCAUCAAAGUCAUUGCCCCAUGGCGUCUUCCAGAAUUCUACGAACGUUUCGCUGGCCGAAACGAUCUCCUCGAGUACGCUGCUAAGGCAGGCAUUCCAGUUAGCAGCACAAAGGCCAAGCCAUGGAGUAUGGAUGAGAACUUGGCACACUGCAGUUACGAAGCUGGUAUCUUGGAGGACCCAGAUGUCACGCCACCAGAAGAUAUGUGGAAGUUGACUGUUGAUCCAUUGAAGGCUCCUGAUCAACCAGAAGACUUCACUCUCGUUUUCGAAAAGGGUCUCCCCAAGAAGCUCAUCACAAAUGGUAAGACCAUCACUGACUCUGUUGAACUCUUUCUCGAAGCCAAUGCUAUCGCUCGUCGUCAUGGUGUUGGACGUAUCGAUAUUGUCGAGAACCGUUUCAUCGGUCUCAAAUCCAGAGGAUGUUACGAAACUCCUGGUCUCACCUGUCUCCGCGCUGCCCACGUUGAUCUCGAAGGUCUCGUCAUGGACCGUGAAGUCCGUGCUCUCCGUGAUCAAUUCGUUACCUACAAUUACUCGAAGAUCCUCUAUAAUGGUCUUUACUUCUCCCCUGAACGUGAGUUCAUCGAGGAAUCUAUUGUUGCUUCCCAGAAGAAUGUCAAUGGACAAGUCAGAUGUCGUGUGUAUAAGGGUACCUUCAGUGUAUUAGGUCGUUCCUCAGAGACCGAGAAGUUGUACGAUGCAAGUGAGAGUUCUAUGGAUGAAAUUGGUUCAUUUGCUCCUGCGGAUACUACCGGCUUCAUUAGUGUUCAAUCUAUCAGAUUGAAGAAGUAUGGUGAGGCCAAGGCUGCUGCUGGUGAGAGACUAUAG